This is a messenger RNA of Didymodactylos carnosus, 2214 nucleotides long. Lineage: Eukaryota; Metazoa; Rotifera; Eurotatoria; Philodinida; Philodinidae. The record is from the annotation of a GenBank genome assembly.
AUGCCUAUAGGCAAUCGUUUAGGCAAUGUUGUAUAUAUUAAUAUACUCCAAAAAUGUCCUCCAAAAAUUUAUCAAUGGAUCGAAUCAGCAGCAGAUUAUGACAUUUCAGCAAAUAGCGGAUACAAAGAGGACAUAAUGAGAAAAUGUGAGGCAAGUUAUGAAACUCGUCCCACUCCUUGGUUUUGUACAGAUCCAAAUUAUACACCUCAAUCGGAUGUGACAAAUACGCUACCGUCUUGUCGUCCUGGUUAUGUUAUCGACAUUGAAGAUGUUGUUUAUGAAUCGACGGUAGACGACACAUGCUCAGGAGUGACACGAUGUAGUUUACACAAUAAAAAUACGUUGACAUUUGCUUGUAACAAAAAGAGAUCAUGCCAAGUUCAAAUUAAAGAUUUUCGAUAUCAUAUCAACCAAACAUGUGGAUCAACAGUGCGAUUUUAUACCAAAUAUAAAUGUGUUCCAGUUAUUUAUGAUCAAAAAGAUUAUUUAUGUGAUUCGAGUUUUCGUCGUCCGGACAUUAAUUUGGCCUGUGAUCGUGAUUAUCGUUUGUACAUUGCAUAUGCCGUUUUAGGUAUAACAGAAAAGAAAAGUUCAAGUGCCUGUAAAAAAGAGCAGUGGUAUUGUAAUCAAUACGUUCAUCAUACUUACUCACAACUAUGUGCAACAAGUGCAAAUAAAGAUUCAUGCAUAAUUCGUUAUGGUGAUCGACCGCUGUUAAGAGAUUGUGCCUAUGGAACAUAUAGCAAUUUUUCAUUAGUUGAUUACAGUUGUAUACCAAGUGAAAAUAUUUUCGAUCAAUUACCUCGUCUUGAUAUUUGUUCAAAUGAUAGUGCACUGAUUCAAAUUGAACGUGGACUACUUCACAGUCCUCAGUAUCCUCAGUCUAUCGGAAAAUAUCUCUCAUGUAAAAAAGAAUUGCAUAUUCAACGUGAUGCACGAUUUCGUCUAUUUGUACUCCAAAAACAAAUUGAAUAUUAUCAUGAAUUUAACAUUCGUUUAUUGAAUGAAGAAAAGGCACAAGGUGGUGCAAAACGGUCAAUAUUAGCGAAUGAAUUACUUGAUGUUAAUGUGACAAAUGAAAUUGUGCAAUUUGAAUUAAAAACAAAUCAUAAUGGUGGUGGACAUUUUAUACUUUAUUUUCAAGUCGAUUCACGUAUAUCUGAAUAUGCUCCCUAUUCACUUGAAGCCGAACGACGUCCAGAUGAUCAUAAUAAUGGAAGUAAACAAAAAAAUCGUGGCAAAAGAGAUUUUGGCGUGUUAGUUGGUAUUGUUGCUGGUGUUAUUUUAGUUCUUCUUAUACUCAUCAUUGUUAUCGCAGCUAUUCUUGUAUCAAAACGUCGUCGUAAGCGUCAUCUGAAAUAUUUACAUUCAGAUGACGAUCAUGAUCACGAUCAUCAACAUUUAAAUUCAUCAUCACCCAUCACAAACAAUCAUUUGAGGCCACUUCACAUUGAACAUCCUCAUUUACAAGAACCUUAUGCUCCUCGUCCAACAUCAACUUCAUCUGCUUCCUCUUCUGUCGUCAUUCAUCAUGUUAUUGAUAAUACCGAUCGUGAAUCUCUUUUAAAACCAUCACCCAUAAAUCAUUUUACACAGAGUGAACGUGAACAAGCUGAUAAUUUUUAUGAAGAAAUUAAAGAACAACAACAGCAAGCCGCUCUGGCUCUUGCUGCUAUUCAUAAAGAUAAAGAUGGAACGGUGGGAGAACAGCAUUAUCUUGAACCAAAAUCAUUUGCACAAAAAAAGAAAUUUUUUGAACAAGAAACAAAAAAACAUGGAAAUAAAGUUUUAUUUUCACCUAAAUCACCACCACCACCACCAAUCAGAGCAGUAACAUCAAAUGGAGGACAAGAUGAUAGACACCGAGAGAGUGACCAGCAAUUAUUUGAUAAAAAAGCUGCACCAUUAGCCACACCUGAAACAGGGAAAAAACAUCAACGUUCACGUGUUCAGUCAACAGCGAUUAGUGAUGCUCCAAUGGCCAGUACUGAAACACUAGAUGUUCAUCCAUCAUCUACAAAUUUAACUUUAUCUCCUACCUCAAAUAAUCCUUUACAACGACCGACAAUACCUCCACCAAAAAUUCCUCCUCCACGUAUGGAUAUGGUACCUCAACCGUCAGCUCCGCCGUUACAUUUAAUGAAUCCUGAACAACAACAGGAAAUGUUUCGAGCACAUGAACGUUUAAGACUUCGAAAUCAAUUGAAUACAUGA